Molecule: messenger RNA, 510 nt
Organism: Aspergillus glaucus CBS 516.65
Lineage: Eukaryota; Fungi; Ascomycota; Eurotiomycetes; Eurotiales; Aspergillaceae
Exons: 1
Coding region: 1-510 (169 amino acids)
Source: RefSeq, a predicted model, not a curated record
AUGGCAGUCGAAACCACCACAACCACCACAACCACCACCAUAAAAACCCACCCGGACCUCCUCCACGUCCACCGCAGUCCCAAAGCCUUCGCCAGUUCUGCCAUCUCCCAAACCGACCUCCCCGCUGGCGCCGUCUUCACCAAAAUCACCACCGCAACCCCAGCCCCCAAAGCCUACACCUCCGUGCAAACCGGCCCGGACUCGCACAUCGAGCUCAACUCCGACCUUGUCUUCAUCAACCACUCCUGCACGCCGUCGCUGGUCUUUGAUAUGCACAACAUGGAGGUCCGGGUUGUGGACGAGCGGCCGCUAAACAAGGGCAAUGCGCUUACCUUCUUUUAUCCCAGUACGGAGUGGGAGAUGGACCAGCCGUUUGAGUGUGCUUGUGGUGCGGGGGAGGGGAAGUGUUUGGGACGGAUUUCGGGGGCUAAGGAUAUGAGUGAUGAGCAGUUGAAGGGUUUUUGGUUGAAUCCGCAUAUUGAGGAGUUGAAGAGGGGUCAGCGUGUAUAA